UGACUCUGGACCUGUAUAAGUUAUUUCUACAAAGAAAUAGAAAAACAAAAUGUCGCUUUCAUUUUGCCUCAUGCAGCUCAAAGAACAAGAGCAAUCCAACCUGGUCAUAAUCAAAGAAGAGUGUUUUGAGGUGGACACUUACCCCAGUUAUACAGGGAAAACACCGCUAGCUUCAAGAGGACAGCCAACAUCUUCUGUAUAUGAGCCUCUGGCACACUUAAAAAGUUUUGAUAGCCACUUUGAGUCUGGUGAAUUUUCAGAGCUAUCGGAAACACAAAACACAUCCUCUGAUUCAUCAGACAAACACUCUAGGAAAAACUAUAUUGAUAAUGCUGUCGACCAGUUAAUAGCACCAAUAGAGGAUCCAUUGGAAUUUGAUGGUCACUCUAUACUCAACCAAUUUUCAGUAGAACAUAAUAGUGAGUUUUCCUCUGAGAUUCAGGAGGAUGAAGAAGCACAGGAAAUACAUGAGGAUGCCGCAACCAUGACAGAACAUUGCCAAAAGAGAGUCAAGGUGCAGAAACCACCAAACAACUUCAUUUGCUUCGACAGCGGGAAGGCGUUUCUUCGCCAAAAUGCUUCCAAAAAGCGUCUCAGAAAACAUCGAUUUCCAAAGUUGAAACCAAGCGAAAAGUUCCGUUGUGAGGUCUGCGGGAGAUGUUUCCAUUCCAACACCAAUCUCACCAUUCACUAUUUGGUCCACACAGGGGAACGGCCCAAUAAAUGCAGUUUUUGUGGAAAAGGCUUCUCCCAGAAAGGAAAUUUACAAGCUCAUGAACGCAUCCACAGAGGAGAAAGACCUUUUGGUUGUGCCACCUGCGGAAGGAGUUUCACCCAGAAAGUUAGCCUGCGUAAUCACGAACGUAUCCACAGAGGAGAACGACCUUUUACUUGUAUAACCUGCGGAAAGGGUUUCACCCAGCAAGUCACCCUCAAACAGCACCUCGUUGUCCAUGACAGAACGGGUAAACAAGUCAGGAGGAAAUCAAGGAAAAAUCACCUUGAUAUAAGUCAUAGCUUUAUGUAGCAAACGUUUUUUUGUUACUUCUAAAUUUGAGAUCGCAGUAGCUGUUUAAAGGGAAAUACAAACAGUGGAAAUGUGAGGUUGGAGCACCUUAAAAGAAUGUCUCUUUGUGUAAUACUGUAGUAGAUAGUAGCAGAAAUAUAAAGUCUGGUAUGGCUGUGUAUAACUCAGUGAUGUAGUUGUUGUCCCAUCAACUAAUCUGUUUCUUCUGUUAAACCAAAAGCACGGCCUUUAAGGUGGUCGUUUACAUCUGGGGCCCGUUCUUCGUACCUUGCUUAAUACAUCUGAGAUGAUUUGAAAGAUGCAAGAUCUUCUAAUGGUGAUAACUGAUCUCUGGCUUAUUUGGUUUUUCAAAUUAAUUCUGGAUUAAAUUGUCUAAUAUUACUGCGCGUUCUCGUGUUCCCAGAAAAGGGCAGAUGUAUCGAUUCUAGAAAACAAGAUCAGCAAUGCAGUGAUUGGUUGGCAAUCUAAUCUUGUUUACAUGAAAUAAGACUAAUCCAGAGCAGGUUUAAGUUUAGGGAUCUGUUGCUAUGACAGAAACUCCGGGAAGAGCUUCGAAGAACCAAACAAUCCAAGAUCAAGCGAUGAUGUCAAUAAUCAAAUCCAGCUAAAUGGGUUAGCGAUGUACGAAGAAGAGACCCCGGGCUAAACUUUGAAGUAUUUUGAAACAAGUCUCUUCUCCUGUCCAACGCUGCAUAAAUUUGAUGAAAACUACAGUAAUAUGUUGAAAUAUUAUUAUAAUUAACAAUAUCUGUUCCAUAUAUAAAAUAUUUGUAUUUCUGUAAAAUCAAAGAUGAAUUUUCAGUCUUCAGUAUCACAUGAUCCUUCUUAAAUCAUUCUAAUAUGCUACACUUUUAUUCUUUGAACAAUACUAAGAAAUAAUGUUUUUACAAAAAUGUAACAUUGACAUUAAAAGUAACAACUUUUAAACUUAAUGUUUCUUGUGCAGUAAAUCAACAAAUUAGAAUGAUUUCUGAAGAUUCAUGUUACACUGAAGUUUUGAGUAUGAUGCUGAAAAAAUAGCUUUGCAUCAUAAGAAUAAAAUAGAAAAGAUAUUGAAUUGUAACAAUAUUUCACAGUAUAACUGUUUUUACUGUAUUUUUUAUCAAAUAAAUGCAA
Carassius auratus (goldfish) is the source of this 2143-nucleotide messenger RNA. RefSeq names its product zinc finger protein 813-like. Bases 50 to 1027 code for a protein of 325 amino acids. NCBI's taxonomy places the organism in Eukaryota, Metazoa, Chordata, Actinopteri, Cypriniformes, Cyprinidae. The record is from RefSeq and is a predicted model, not a curated record. Gene Ontology annotation, molecular function: DNA-binding transcription factor activity, RNA polymerase II-specific; RNA polymerase II cis-regulatory region sequence-specific DNA binding. Gene Ontology annotation, biological process: regulation of transcription by RNA polymerase II. The transcript has 2 exons.